Molecule: messenger RNA, 2782 nt
Organism: Cicer arietinum (chickpea)
Lineage: Eukaryota; Viridiplantae; Streptophyta; Magnoliopsida; Fabales; Fabaceae
Product: potassium transporter 1
Biological process (GO): potassium ion transmembrane transport
Cellular component (GO): membrane
Molecular function (GO): potassium ion transmembrane transporter activity
Source: RefSeq, a predicted model, not a curated record
AAAAAAAAUACUAUUUGAAUUUGAGCAGAAAAAAAGAGUUAAGAAAAAGUUGUUUACCAUUUCAUUUUGAAAAGAUGAGGGGAAGGUGUUAGGUUGGUUAAUGAAAGUCCAACAAAAGAAAGUUAAAGAGCAUUGAAUGCAUUUUACAACUUCUUUGGACACACACACUACUUGCCUUCUUACUACUUCACUUCUUCCACUGCUCAUUUCCUCUAUUCUCCAUCCAAACUUUUCUUCUAUAUAUUCUCUAUCUCAUCAUUCUUAGUUACUCACUUCAUCUUUUGCUUCUUCUAUACUUUCACUUUCCUUUAUUAUAUGUAUGUUUUUUCAGCCAUGAAUCCUUCUGAGCAAUUUGUGGAACAUGGAAUGUCUCAACAGAAUUUAAAGAGGACAUCUUGUGUAAAUGUGCUUACUUUGGCUUACCAAAGUCUUGGAGUAGUCUAUGGUGACCUUAGCACUUCUCCUCUUUAUGUAUACAAGACCUCAUUCUCAGGGAAAUUGAGCCUCAAAGAAGAUGAUGAGGAAAUUUUUGGAGUGCUUUCAUUUAUUUUCUGGACAUUUACCAUUAUUGCUCUCUUCAAAUAUGUUUUCAUUGUGAUGUCUGCUGAUGACAAUGGGGAAGGAGGAACCUUUGCAUUAUACUCACUUCUCUGCCGACACGCGAGACUAAGCAUUUUGCCUAAUCAACAACCUACAGAUGAGAAUUUAUCAGCUUAUUCAACAGAAAAUUCUGCAGAUACAUGGCAAUCUUCUCUUUUGAAGCUGUUCUUUGAAAAGCACCCUAGGUUCCAGAAAGGACUUCUGAUCUUUGUUCUGUUGGGAACAUGCAUGACAAUUGGUGAUGGUGUGAUUACUCCUGCAAUAUCAGUAUUUUCAGCAGUUUCAGGAGUUCAAGUUAAAAUCAACCAACUCCAUGACAAUUACGUUGUUAUAGUCUCAUGUAUCAUUUUAGUUGGCCUUUUCUCCAUUCAACAUCAUGGAACACAUAGAGUUGCCUUCAUGUUUGCCCCAGUUGUUGCAGCAUGGCUUUUGUGUAUCAGUGGUAUUGGUAUAUACAACAUAUUCCGAUGGAACAGACAAGUAUAUCGCGCACUUUCUCCACUCUAUAUGUUGAGGUUUCUCAAAACCACUGGCAUUGAAGGAUGGUUGCCAUUAGGUGGAGUGGUACUUUCAAUCACAGGUGUGGAGACAAUGUAUGCUGACAUGGGUCAUUUUUCUGCACUCUCAAUAAAGAUAGCUUUCACAUGUUUAGUAUAUCCCUGCCUAAUUUUGGCAUACAUGGGUGAGGCUGCAUUUCUCUCCAAGCAUCAUUAUGACAUUCAGAGAAGUUUCUACAAAGCCAUACCAGAAGCUGUAUUUUGGCCAGUUUUUAUAGUGGCCACUUUUGCUGCUGUUGUAGGAAGUCAAGCAGUGAUUUCUGCAACUUUUUCUAUCAUAAGCCAGUGCUGCGCAUUAAAUUGUUUUCCUCGCGUCAAGAUUGUUCAUACUUCUAGAAAAAUAUAUGGACAGAUUUAUAUUCCAGAAAUCAAUUGGAUAUUAAUGUGCCUUUGUUUAGCUGUCACAAUUGGCCUAAGGGAUACAAACAUGAUGGGUCAUGCAUAUGGUCUGGCUAUAACAACUGUUAUGUUUGUGACAACAUGCUUGAUGACACUAGUAAUCAUCAUUGUUUGGAAACAAGGGGUAAUAAAAGCACUUACAUGUUUACUAUUGUUUGGAUCUAUUGAACUACUUUACAUCUCAGCUUCUGUCUGCAAAGUCCAUGAAGGAGGGUGGAUCCCAAUUUUGCUAUCUUUCUUUAUUAUGGCCAUAAUGUACACAUGGAACUAUGGAGAAAUGAAGAAACACCAAUUUGAUGUGGAAAACAAGGUCUCAAUGAAUAUGAUGUUAGCCUUAGGACCUUGUUUAGGCAUGGUCCGCGUCCCUGGAAUCGGACUAAUUUUCAGUAAUCUUGUCUCCGGUAUCCCUGCUAUUUUUGGUCAUUUUGUUACAAAUUUACCGGCAUUCCAUCAGGUGUUGGUUUUUAUAUGUGCUAAAUCAGUUCAAGUCCCUUAUGUCAGUGAAAAUGAAAGAUUGGUCGUUAGUAGGAUCGGUCCGAAGGAGUACCACAUGUUUCGCUGCAUCGUCAGAUAUGGUUACAAAGAUAUGCAACAAGAGAACUACAAUUUUGAGAAUAAAUUGGUAUCUGCAAUAAUACAGUUUAUAGAAAUAGAAGAAAGUAUUCAAGAACAAACACAAGAAUUAACUAUUGAUGAUGAAAACAUAAAUGUGGAAGACCUUGAUGCUUCACAACAUACUUUGAUGAAUAGGUCAUGUUGUGAAAAAAAAUUCUUACCAUUUUCAUGUGAUGGACAAAAUCUUCAUCAAGAGUCCUAUAAAGUUGAGUCUUUGCAGAUUUUAAAAGCCAAGGAGUCAGGUGUUACUUAUAUAGUUGGACAUUCCUAUGCAGAAGCAAAAAAAUCAUCUUCCAUUCUAAAGAAAUUUGGAAUAGAUUUUGUUUAUGCUUUUCUAAGCAAAAAUUGUAGAGAUCCUGAUAUUGUGUUGGAAGUAGCUCAUAGUUCUUUGUUAGAAGUUGGUAUGGUUUAUCAUGUCUAACUCUAACCUUAUUAUACUGAGGUAUUUGCAUAGAAGAAAAAUAGAUAGUUUGUAAAUGUUGGUCAUAGACAUCAACAAUGACUUCUACUGGCCAAUGAUUAAAGAUCAUUAGGUUCUAGGUUUUUCAUCAUUGAUCUCUAAGUGUCUUUGAUCCUGUAUCUAAGAAUGAAAUUCAAAAAAGUGUUUCAUA